AUGCGGACCAGCCUGCCUGCAUAUGAGCCAGAGUCGCUCGCGAUCAUGGAGCAGGUGUUUGGGAUGGACCACUUUCCUUCGCGCCCGAUGCGCUCCAGCAUCGCAGUCGCCCUGUCGAUCACCCCGCGGCAGGACGAUAGCUUUGUCCCUUUCAGGAUGAUGGUGAUCUUGGUUUGA
Emiliania huxleyi CCMP1516 is the source of this 177-nucleotide messenger RNA. RefSeq lists its product as hypothetical. Bases 1 to 177 code for a protein of 58 amino acids. The transcript has 2 exons. NCBI's taxonomy places the organism in Eukaryota, Haptophyta, Isochrysidales, Noelaerhabdaceae. The record is from RefSeq and is a predicted model, not a curated record.